AUGAAUUUAACAGCCGUGCUCUUAACUGUGGUUUUCUUCAUUUACAUUGCAUCUGUAUUGACCAACAUAACUUUGCUGUUGCUAAUCUACUUCAACAUAUCUUUGCACAAGCCAAUGUAUAUAUUCCUUUUUUGCUUAUUAGUAAAUGGGCUGAUCGGAAGUACAGCCAUUUGGCCAAAGGUUAUGGUCAUCCUUCUGACAGGAGUGAACACAGCAACGUACGGCGGCUGUCUUGCGCAGGUCUUUCUCGCCGUCAGCUACGGGGCUUGUAACUACACCAUGUUCACUGUAAUGGCCUAUGAUAGACUGGUGUCCAUAUUUCAGCCUUUGCAAUACCACUCAGUGAUGACUCCAAGAAAAGUGAGAGAGUUGCUCUUAGCUGCUGAGGUUGUGCCUGUUGUCUGUGUUCUUGUUCAAGUGUGGCUGACAUCUCGAAUGACCCUGUGUGGAAAAAACAUCCACCGCAUCCAUUGUGAUAACCUAUCUGUCACUGCCCUGUCGUGUGGUAAUAGUCCUCAUAUUAAUCAAGUUACCAACCUGUAUGGGAUAUGUCUUAUUCUUGGGUUUUUAGUCGUUCCCGUGGUCCUGGUUCUGUUGUCUUAUGCCAAAAUUAUAUUGUUUGUUUUAAAGAGCCCGAAAAAGACCAGACGCAAAGCAUUUGAAACUUGCUCCCCACAUGUGAUUGUUUUCAUCAAUUUUUCAUUUGCGUCCCUGUUUUCUGUUGUUUAUAAUCGUGUUAGUUCUUAUUUACCUCGGGAGGCGAAUGUGUUUCUGUCGGUGAACUACAUCCUUUUCCCUCCACUUUUGCACCCAGUCAUAUAUGGUAUGAAAAAUCAGGAAAUUCGCCAAUGUCUGUCAAAAAUGUCAAAAAGAGCUGUUAGGAUCAUCUAA
This is a messenger RNA of Engraulis encrasicolus (European anchovy), 891 nucleotides long. RefSeq names its product olfactory receptor 52E4-like. Gene Ontology annotation, cellular component: membrane. Gene Ontology annotation, molecular function: G protein-coupled receptor activity; olfactory receptor activity; odorant binding. The transcript has a single exon. NCBI's taxonomy places the organism in Eukaryota, Metazoa, Chordata, Actinopteri, Clupeiformes, Engraulidae. Gene Ontology annotation, biological process: G protein-coupled receptor signaling pathway; detection of chemical stimulus involved in sensory perception of smell. The coding region runs from base 1 to 891 and encodes 296 amino acids. The record is from RefSeq and is a predicted model, not a curated record.